UGAAUUGAUCGAAUGAAGAUGUGAUCGACUAUAAAUGGCUUAGGCACCAAAAACUUAUCAUCCACUUAGUUUCCUCCGGUUAACAAGCAGACAACCUUUUAUCUCAACAUGAAAUUCGUCAUUGUUUUCGUUGCCCUUUUCGGUUUGGCUUUGGCCGCUCCACCACAAUCUAAUGCUGAAGCUACCGUCCUCCGUCAGGACUCAAACGUUGGUGCUGAAGGAUACCAAUUCUCUGUUGAGACCAGUGAUGGCAAAUCUCACUCCGAAGAAGGUCAAUUGAAGAACAUUGGAACUGAAAACGAAGCCCUCUCCGUCCGUGGAUCAUUCACUUACUUGGGAGAUGAUGGUGUCACCUACUCCGUCAGCUACGUCGCCGAUGAGAACGGUUUCCAACCCAGUGCCGCUCAUUUGCCAGUUGCCCCAGUUGCUUAAAUAAUUUCUUCGACAUCAAAAUUGAUAUAAG
Molecule: messenger RNA, 463 nt
Organism: Episyrphus balteatus (marmalade hoverfly)
Lineage: Eukaryota; Metazoa; Arthropoda; Insecta; Diptera; Syrphidae
Product: larval cuticle protein 65Ag1-like
Exons: 2
Coding region: 109-432 (107 amino acids)
Cellular component (GO): chitin-based extracellular matrix
Molecular function (GO): structural constituent of chitin-based larval cuticle
Source: RefSeq, a predicted model, not a curated record